This is a messenger RNA of Phalaenopsis equestris, 1506 nucleotides long. RefSeq names its product immune-associated nucleotide-binding protein 9-like. The record is from RefSeq and is a predicted model, not a curated record. NCBI's taxonomy places the organism in Eukaryota, Viridiplantae, Streptophyta, Magnoliopsida, Asparagales, Orchidaceae. Gene Ontology annotation, molecular function: GTP binding. The transcript is spliced from 6 exons. The coding region runs from base 185 to 1375 and encodes 396 amino acids.
UAAUACGGUCAUCGGAGUACGAACCUUGGCGGUGAUGCAAAGCGUUCGACAUGCCUCCAAGGGAUAUGGCCUAACUUGACUAUUGGUCUUCUGUUUCUUCCGCUCCACUGUGCCGGGUUCCCGAAUCUAUCUCCCACCUUCGGCCCGAAGAAAGCUAGCAGAGGUUAUUGCGAUAUUUUCCUCAAUGGAGGAUGAUCUGGUAGAUCUACUUGAGAAUUGGGAGCUAGCUCCCAUAAGCAAUGCCAUUUCUCUUGCUAUUGUGGGGAAAACAGGUAAUGGCAAGAGUGCAACGGGAAACAGCAUUCUUGGAAGACAGGCCUUCAUUUCUGAUCUUAGUCCUUCUGCGGUAACAUUUACUUCUGAACUAAAAAGCACUAUUUUGGACGGACGUGAUGUGCAUGUUAUUGACACUCCUGGAUUAUUUGAUUUUUCAAAUGGCUCUGAGUUCGUUGGUCGAGAGAUAGUCAAAUGCAUAGAUUUAGCCAAGGAUGGUCUACAUGCAAUACUCAUGGUGUUCUCUAUCAAUUCCCGCUUUACAAGGGAAGAAGAGGCUGCUAUCCAGACCAUGAAAACCCUCUUUGGUGAUAGAAUUGUUGACUACAUGAUCGUGGUUUUUACUGGUGGUGAUACCCUUGAAGCUAGUAGGAAAACUUUGAAUGAUUAUAUCAGCCGGUGUCCAGAGCCGUUGAAGAACAUUAUUCUAUCAUGUAAAAACAGAGUUAUUGUUUUUGAUAACUACACCAAGGACAAGAUUAAGAGAGAGAGGCAAGUAAAACAGUUGAUCUCUCUUGUCGACUCCGUUGUUGCAAUCAAUGGUGGAAAACCGUUCUCAAGUCAAAUAUUUGCUGAAGUCAAGCAAGAUGCCUUGCGCCGAGAACAAAUGGAGAAAAAAAUUAAAGAUAUGGAGAAAGAGAUUGAAGCUAGUAAGGAAUACUCUGCCAAGGACUUGUCUAAACUGAAGGAGGAUAUCUAUAAAUCAUAUGAUGAUCAGCUCAAACGCUUAAUUGAAACGGUAGAGCAAAAAUUGAACUCCACCAUAGAAAAGCUUAAGAAUCAAUUGGCUGAAGAACAGGUUGCAAGGUUAAAUGCAGAAAAGGCUGCAGAAGCAUCAAGGCUGAGAUCACUUGAGGAGAUUCAGAAGGUCAAAGAUGAGCUGAACAGGGCUCGAGAGGAGUCCCAGGAAUUUCGCAACAAACUAGAAGCAAAGGCUGAUAAAGAACAGGCUGCAAGGUUAGAAGCAGAAAAGGCUGCAAAAGCAUCAAGGCUGAGAUCAAAUGAGGAGAUCCAGAAGCUCAGAGAUGAGCUAAACAGAGCUCAAGAGGAGUCUCGGGAAUUUCGCAACAAACUAGAAACAGGUAGGUGUGCUAUCCUGUGAUUGCCACUAUCGCAGGCAUUUAAAUUUGUUGUCGUGUCUAUAUGUUUUAUGUUUCUUAUCUUACUCUUGCUUGCUGGUAAAGGAAAUUGAAGAUGUUAUUUUACUCCUAAAUUAUAAAUAUUUUCAAUUUA